Messenger RNA from Closterium sp. Yama58-4, 2643 nucleotides. The record is from the annotation of a GenBank genome assembly. Lineage: Eukaryota; Viridiplantae; Streptophyta; Zygnematophyceae; Desmidiales; Closteriaceae.
AUGGCGGUCGCGGUGUCGGCUCGGAUAGUCGACGACUUUCCUCCACUCGGCUCGCUGACGCUCGAGGAGCAGGAGACAGCAGCAUGUGUGGCGGUGCUGGCGGCGCUGAGGGGCUUCCCCUCGUCGCUCGUGGCAGUGAGUCUGGCGAACGAGAGGGACAUGCGGCGCGCGCGUGCCAGCAUCGUCUCGGAACCGCCCAACCACGUGGACUACAAUGUUCGAGCGGACGCACAAGAACUGCUGCCUUUGAUCGCUGACACCGCCCUCCUCCGCCACUUCACAGAGCGCCAUGAGUCAUCCUGCUCCCGUGCCGGCACACUCCACACGUCGCUGCCGGAUCCGCCCGGCCUGCCUCUGGAGCAGCACCACACGAGCCAGUGCCUGCAGGCCCUCGCCCAGGCCGUUCGUGUGUUCCUUGAUAACACAGCCAUGCUGUUGUGCAAGCUGGAGAGUCAGUGUGAGAGCCAUGGCAUGAGGCUGCUGGAGCUCAAGCGGUACAUUCAGCCCGUAGCGGACGGAGUGAGGGUGCUCACACCCAUCGUGAGAGGGGUGGAGGACGAAGGAUGGGGGUCCACAGAGGUUCUCGACAUGCUGCAUGCAGCGUCUACCCGACCAGAUGUGAGGGAGGCGGAGGGCCUCAUUCGCUUUGUGCUGCAAGCUACAUGCGCUCCCUACCUUCACCUCCUCUCCUCGUGGAUGCAGGAGGGGCGAUUGGACGACGACAUUCACAGCGAGUUCUUCGUUUCUGCAUGCACCACUGCUUCUGCAGAUGUACACACAGCUACCACUGAUGCUCAUGCUGAACCCACCAAUUCCACCACUCCUGCCACGGGGCAAGGGGAAUGGCGGGGUGCAGAGGGUUGGGAAGGGGCGAAAGUGGAAGGGCAGCGGUUUGUAGUGCGGUGCGAUGCGGUGCCGGUGCUGUUCCAGUCGGUUGCUGAUGAUGUGCUGGCCACGGGGCAGCUGGUGCAUGCGCUCAGGGAGCAUGGGUACUUGAAGCAGCAGAUACCAUCAGAAGAGAAGGCUGAACAGCCACGGAUGCAACUGGGCAGUCUAGAGGAGAGCGUGGGUGUGCGCACACAGGCAGUGCAGCAGACGAUGCUAGAUCUUACACUGAACAAGAGCCACCUGCUGGGGCAUCUGCUCACUAUCAGACGAGUGCUGCUGCUCUCCCAGGCCGACUUCCUGUCUGACUUCAUGGCACUGGCAAGCGAGGAGCUCUGCAAGCCAGCGAGCAGGGCGUCUCAGGCUCGCAUCGAUCUCUCACUGGGCGCGUCUCUCCGCUCCUCGACUGCAGCCAAUGACCCCAACUGCGACCGCCUCUCUGCUCGCCUGGUCCCUGUUGAUCCACCCAGUCCCUCCACCUCAUCGCUUCAACAGCAGCCCCUACGGUCACAACCUCUACAAUCACAAUCGCCGCACCUACAGCGCACACCAGCACAGCCGCCACAGUCGCGUCUGCGGCAGUCGCGGGAGAGCAUGGACGGUGCAGAUCUACUGAGCAGCCUGCAGGCCUACGAGCAAUACGAGCACCUGCUGGGAGAUGAUGCAGAUGAUGAUUCUUUUGCUUCUCAUGCUGCUGCUGCUGCUGCUGCUGGUAGUGGUGAUGGCAGUGGUGGUGGCGGUGGUGGUGGUGGCAGUGGUGCGGAUGGGGAUGGCAGACAAAUCUACAGCAACCCCCUAUCGCUGCUACCCCAGGUCACCCCUGUUCGGCCAGUCAGCCCUGCAGCUGCAGUGGCGGCGCAGGCAGCAAGGAGGGGAGGGGCCGAACGCAGGGGAGCUUCAGGGGAGAGCGGAUGGGAGGCUAUCUAUAUCGACUACCAGGCGCCGUGGCCUGUAUCUGCUGUGGUACCCCCAUCCGCCCUGCAGGCCUACAAUCGCCUCUUCCGCUUCCUGCUCGCAGCCCGGCGCACCCACCUGCACCUGGCCCUCGCAUGGUCUGCGCUGCAGCUGACGCGGGGAUUGAAGGUGGAGGGGACAAUGCUGCAGCGCGUGCACUGGCUGCGGCAUCGCAUGGCGUGCGCUGUCACUGCCAUCCUCGACCAUGUUGCAUAUGCGGUGAUAAGUCCCAAUUUCGACCUCAUGACAUCCAGAUUGACCAAGGCUACCUCCUUCCACCAGCUUGUGCAGGAGCACCAAUCAUUUCUUGACACGUGUCUUUCGGAGGGGCUAUUGGAUUCCUGCCCGCAUAUUCGAGAGAAGCUAUCCUCCCUCCUCUCCAUCUCGCUUCGCUUUGCCACCUCAGUCAGCACCACCAUACAUACAGCCUCCUCUCUCCCGGGCCUCGAUUCGUCUUCAUCAGCAGCAGGAGGAGGAGGAUGGGGAGGAGGAGGAGGAAGGGGAGGUUAUGGGGUGGAGGGUAGAACCAGUGGAGGCGAGCUGGCUGACUAUGCCUAUGGUGAUGCCACGUCAGAUGCCAAGGGACGGGCGGCGCGGGCGGCAUUCCGUCGGCAGUUAGCGGCGGAGGAGCUACAGCGGGGCUUGGAGGAGGAGGGAUUUGUUGAAGAGAUGAGAUCCACGCACACGGCCUUUGCGGCCUCUCUCCGGGCCGCCACUGCUGCCAUCGCAUCUGCUCUCCGAGACCAUCCUGUGCUGCUCUCCCUGCACCUCGCCCUCACCGCUGUUGCUAAAGGCCUUCCUUAG